Molecule: messenger RNA, 2837 nt
Organism: Scomber scombrus (Atlantic mackerel)
Lineage: Eukaryota; Metazoa; Chordata; Actinopteri; Scombriformes; Scombridae
Gene: kif18a
Product: kinesin family member 18A
Exons: 17
Coding region: 1-2721 (906 amino acids)
Biological process (GO): microtubule-based movement; mitotic spindle organization
Molecular function (GO): microtubule motor activity; microtubule binding; ATP binding
Source: RefSeq, a predicted model, not a curated record
AUGGAAAGUGACGUGUGCAGCCACGUAAAGGUGGUUGUUCGAGUGAGGCCGCCCAAUGAGAGAGAGAAGCGUGAAAACUGUCGCAAUGUGGUCCAGGUUGUUGACAACCACAUGCUCAUAUUUGACCCCAAGGAACAGGAAGUUGGAUGUUUUGGGUCACAAAGAGUGCGAAAAAGGAACAUUAACAAGAGGGCCAACAAAGACCUUAAGUUUGUUUUUGACCAUGUCUUUGACGAGAACUCUACUCAAGCUGACAUCUUUGAGAGUACCACUAAAUUAGUGCUGGACGGUGUGAUGAAUGGAUUUAACUGCACAGUGUUUGCUUAUGGUGCAACUGGAGCAGGCAAGACCCAUACCAUGCUUGGCUCACAAAAUGAACCUGGGGUCAUGUACCGCACCAUGAAAGACCUGUUCAAACGCAUGGAUGAUGCCAAGGAGGAGAAGGAGUUUGCUGUUGCAUUCUCAUAUCUCGAGGUUUACAAUGAACAGAUCAGAGACUUGUUAGCUAAUGCGGGGCCUCUUGCAGUGAGAGAGGACAGUUCUAAAGGAGUGGUUGUUCAGGGCCUCACGCUGCAUCAGCCCAAAUCUGCCGAGCACAUUCUCGAGGCUUUGGAUUCUGGCAAUCGAAACAGGACGCAGCACCCCACUGAUAUGAAUGCCACCUCCUCACGGUCCCACGCUGUGUUUCAGGUAUAUUUGAGACAACAGGACAGAACUGCAAGCCUCAAUCCUAAUGUCUGCGUCGCCAAAAUGAGCCUAAUUGAUCUGGCAGGCUCAGAGAGAGCCAGCGCUACCAAUGCCAAAGGGGCACGUUUACGGGAAGGUGCUAACAUCAAUCGCUCACUCCUUGCCUUAGGAAAUGUUAUCAAUGCUCUCGCCGACCCUAAGAGUAAGAAAGCUCAUAUACCAUACAGAGACAGCAAGCUGACGCGGAUACUUAAAGACUCCUUGGGAGGCAACUGCAGGACGGUUAUGAUUGCCAAUGUUAGCCCCUCAUCCAAUUCAUAUGACGACACCCACAACACACUGAAGUACGCCAACAGGGCCAAGGAGAUUAAGUCCUCGCUGAAGAGUAAUGUUUUAAGCCUGGACAGUCACAUUGGCCAGUAUGCAGUGAUAUGUGAGAAGCAAAGACAAGAGAUUGUACAGUUGAAGCGGAAACUAAAAGAAUACGAGGAGAAAAACACGGUGCCUGGUACCACUAACACAGUCUCUUCCCAGAAACAAGCAGAGCUCAAAAGGGUGUCGGAAGACCUGCAGCAAAUCUUCUCUAGCCGGGCCCAAAUCAGGAAAGAACAGCUGGAUCUGGAGAGAAAACUGAAGGAGAAUGAGCUGCGCCAGCGCUACAGUGAGGAGGACAACCUGCAGGUCCAAUAUUUCUGUGCCAAGGAAAAGACUGAGAAGGCCACUGGUAAGCAUGAACGGAAAAUUGCAAGCUUACGCACUCAGCAGCAGCACAUUUGCAAACGUUUGAAGGAGGCAGAAACACGUUUCCUGGACAAUGAUGGCUGGCUUCAUCGCGUCGAGAAUGAGAUGAAGUUGUUGAAGUCGGACGAUAAGGUGUUAGAGAAGGACUUGCAUUGCCACAGACUGGAGCUGCAGGUAAAUGAUCUCAAACAACACAUCAAGCAGAUGGUCGAGCUCACUGCGCUGCAGGAUCAGCAGAAUAAGCGCAUGCAAAAAAUGAUGAACAUCUUGUUGCCAGCUUUUAGUCGGCACUACUCUACGAUGCACGGGGCUGGGCUGAUCACAGCAGCAGACGAGUCAGAGAACCAAGAACUAGAGCAUGUUGUGUUGCGAGAGAGAGGCGUGGUUUGGGCAGACCAGGAAGGGGCGGAGCAGAAUCUGAAAGGUGAAGAGGAAACGCAGGAGGCAAACGAGGCGGGAAGCGUUGGGCUCUGCAGCGAGCUGGCACCUGUCCUGUCUUUCUCACAUCUGCACUAUCACCAGAGUAGCCCCUGCAGUGCAGAGGGGCGCACAAAAAGAAAAACACUAUGCCAUGCUGCUCCGUCACCAAAAGGUAAAGGAAAUCAGGCAGAUGUGAAACAGGGAGCCUUUCCCAAAAUGCCCACCAGGAGAAAUCUGUCUGCAUCGAUGCCACCACAAAGCCCCAAGACCCUCUCCCAGGCCCAAGCCUUUGAGGAAGGCAUGUACCCACUCCAGUGCACACCAGAACCUGCUCAGACCAUGCCUCAGAGCUUCUCCACCACCAUGGAUCCAAAUAUGACCUUUGAAGUUCUGGACAGUGAUGAUGAAACUGCAACUAAUUCAACUGUCAUAAUAAGCCAUGGUGGUCCCUGUCAAGCAUCAAGGUCCAUGGACUUCUCAGUUCCCAGCCAAUCACUCAGUGCUCCCAAAACCAGUGUGGGGAAACAGAAUCCUACCAAAAGGCAACCGAUCCCGUCUUUACAAGAAAUGAGACGAGCCAACCCGACCUACAUGGAUAUGACGUCUGCUGCACAAGGAAAGCGUAAAUUCAACCAAAGCAUCAAAGAAGAGUUAACACAAGGCCUCUCUGCACCGAAGCGUAUAAAGAAAGACCCCUCUGUGGCCCGGAGACCACUCAGGGUGCAUCGUUUUGGUGGUUCAGAGGAGAACAAGCCUAAGAGAGUUGUGAGGAGCAUUUCUGAAGGAAAUCUGAGCCUCCUUCAGCCUCAGAAAUCCAAGUCCAUUUUUUAUAAAACUUCCCAACAGUUAAAGCGAGUCGCCAAGAGGAUGUGAAGCAACGACUUCUUAAAAUCAGCCUUUAUGGACAUUUUCACUUUCCAAACUUUUCGGUCUGUAUUCAUUGUUUUUUAAACAUUUUCUCUCAAGACCUGAAAGAAAAAAACAUUAUU